AUGACUGCUGACAUUACAAAAAUGUACCGUCAAAUCGAAGUUGACGAGGCAGAUCGCAAUUUCAAGCUUAUUCUCUGGAGGAAAAAACCUACGGAUCAGAUUAGCGUUUAUAAACUGAACACAGUGACAUAUGGUACGUCACCUGCUCCUUUCCUAAACUACUUAAGUGACCUGUACAAGAAUUCUCAUUCAGUUGGAGCAAGGGUUAUCCGACAUGACUUCUAUGUCGAUGACCUAUUGACUGGAGCUGACAGUCUGAAGGAACUGGAAACAAUUCGUACCCAAUGUACUGAAAUUCUUGAUGCGGCUGGACUUAAAUUAGCGAAAUGGUUUUCAAACCAUAAAACGUAUGACUCGUCAGACUUCUUUCUAAAUGUUAAUAAUACUGAUUCCACAAAGGCGCUAGGUAUACACUGGAUUCCCCAAAAUGAUACGCUUAAGUUCCAUGUAGACGAAAAGUUUCAUGACUUGCGAGCAACAAAAAGAAACAUACUAUCAGUAUCAGCUCGACUCUUCGAUCCCCUCGGACUAGUAUGCCCAAUAGUGACUAAGGCAAAAAUUUUAUUGCAAGAACUUUGGCUUCAGAAGCUUGACUGGGAUGAGUCAAUUCCUAUGCAUCUCGAUUCUAGCUGGCAAGCAUUUAAAAGCAACCUGACUCAGAUGGACUCUAUUUCCAUUCCGCGGUAUGUUCAUAUUCAUUCAAAUAUAAAAUGCGAUAUUCACGGUUUCGCCGAUGCGUCAAUGAGAGCGUACGGCUGUUGCAUCUACGUCCGAAUUCAUGAUUCGAAUGGGAUUCAUUCUGAAUUGUUAACUGCCAAAUCUAAGGUUGCUCCUUUAAGCACAAAAUCAUUACCCAGAUUAGAGCUGUGUGCCGCUCAUUUAUUGGCUAAACUAUGGUCUCGAAUUCAGCAGUUGAUUACUUGCGAAAUCGGGAAUGUUUAUUUUUGGACGGACUCUGAAAUUACACUUCAUUGGAUUAAAACUCACCCAUCUACUUUAGCAACAUUUGUAGCAAACAGAGUUGCAGAGAUCCAAGAAUGGACGAGCGAAGUUCUUUGGAGACACGUUCCAUCAAAGCUAAAUCCUGCAGACUUAGUCUCCAGAGGAUGUGAUGUAGAUGAGUUGAUUCACUCAAUUUGGUUUCGUGGUCCAUCAUAUUUGCUUCAAGAUGCCACUAACUGGCCAAAAAAUAGUCAUUUUCCACUAUCAACAGAUGAGAAAAGUUUAGAGAAACGAAAGGUCAAGGUCGGACUUUUAGCAGUUGAAAUUGAAACUAAUGUCAUUUCAAAACUAAUCUGUAGCCAAUCAUCUUACCCAAGACUGCUGAGAAUUUUCGCGUACAUUCUACGUUUUAUCACUAAGAAAAAUGAGAGAGCCAACGCUCUUAUUCCGACAUCAAAGGAGCUUAAUUGGGCAUUCUUGAAAAUCGUUGAAUUUAUUCAAAAUCACGAAUUCAAGGAAGAAAUCGAAAAAAUGAAGAAGUCGCAUAAAUUACCAGUCAGCAUUCAAAAACUAACUCCAUUCAUUCAUACAGUCCAAGAUGGUUCUCGAACAUGCAAUUUGCUUCGUGUAGGAGGUCGUCUACUAAACGCACCACUGUCUUAUGAUUCAAAAUUUCCCUUGCUGUUACCUAAAAAAUUGCAUUUUGUCGAGAUUUAUUUACGAUUUCUCCAUACAACCAAUUGUCAUGCUGGUCCAAAAGCCUUAGAAGUGCUGCUUCGUGAAAAAAUUUGGGUCAUAAAUUCAAGCAAGGCAUGCAGUAAAACCGUAAGAGCAUGCAUACAUUGUUUUCGAUACAAACCUAAGCUGUUGACCCAAGUAAUGGGAAACUUACCUGCAGAUCGGUUAAAGGCACUACGACCCUUUUUAAUUAGCGGUGUCGAUUUUUGUGGGCCUGUAUACACCACUUUGAAAAUUCGUGGUCGACCACCAGUUAAAAUGUAUAUCGCAGUGUUUGUUUCACGUCAAAGGCUAUACAUUUAG
This is a messenger RNA of Teleopsis dalmanni, 1983 nucleotides long. RefSeq lists its product as uncharacterized. The record is from RefSeq and is a predicted model, not a curated record. The transcript has a single exon. NCBI's taxonomy places the organism in Eukaryota, Metazoa, Arthropoda, Insecta, Diptera, Diopsidae. Bases 1 to 1983 code for a protein of 660 amino acids.